UCGCUUCUCAGAGCGCAUACGCUGCUGACGCUCCUUUUUAUAAUUUAUUUUUUAUUUAUUAUUGUAAUUAAUCGUUUCCGGCGCAAUGGCGUCAGCCGUGAUUAAGUUCAGUGCCAUAUUGAUGCUCAUCGUCGCGUGCGCAGCUGAUGUUUCCGAAUUGCCUAACGCAAACAGCCAGCCUGUAACUGAAGUAUGCCUGGGCUGUCUCUGCCAGGCCGUUUCCGGCUGCAAGCAAGGCCAAGGUUGUGAAGGAGACCACUGCGGUUUGUUCCACAUCACCUGGGCCUAUUGGGCAGAUGCUGGCAAACCGACGGUGCGCGGCCAGAAUCCUGAUCAGCCUGAUGCGUAUCCUACCUGCGCGAACGACCCGUACUGCGCGGCGCAAACUGUCCAAGGCUACAUGCGGAGAUACGGACAGGACUGUAAUAAAGAUGGGCAGGUGAACUGUUACGACUACAUCGCGAUACACAAAUUAGGGGGCUACGGAUGUUCCGGGUCUUUGCCACAGGAGUACGUAAAUGUCUUUAAUCAGUGCAUUACUGCCGUGGCCGCAGCUCAACAGGGAUAGAUUAAAAUUAAAUAACAAAUGUCAUUAUGAAUGAAUAUCACCCAAUUAAAUUAUUAGAAGCGCAGUUGGUAUUAUAAAAAACACAACUGUAGCGACGCGCGCGCCACUUUUGCAGUCACAAUUAGUGAAUUAAAAUUACUGAAGCGCUAUAGCCGCGCCGCUACAGCGUCUAAUUUCAAAGUACCCUUUUAAAAACUGAGUAACAAAAAUGUUAGAUACGGCAGCGGGUGAAUAGGUGGAUUAUACUACAUUAUUGUAAAUUGAAAUUUGGAAUUUUUACUCUAAAAGUACUGGAAGGUACCCUAAUUGUCACAUAAAAUUAUUUACAUGAAAACUGUUAAUAAAGCAAUCACACUCACAUCUUAAUAUUUUAUUUUAAAUGCCUUCAAGAUACAUAAUGUAUUACAUAAUACAUUUUUGAGCAAUACAGUAAGCGCCCAGUUACACGAGGCAAAAGUUUCUGCACGGCCGCCGCGAGGCGACCGCCCAGUUACCACACCUUCAUUUAACGACCGCGCUGCGAUCGCGCGGUUGUAUUAUUCAGAGGAAUUUAAAUGUUGUUGCCUAGUAAAUAGGAUACAGAUUCGCCAUUAAUGUACAUGAAGGCGUGUUAACUUGGCGGCCGCGUGAACACUCUCUCGUUGUGUAAUUGGGCGCUUAUUGUCGCCGACCAAAUGAAGACUUUGCGUAUGAGAAAAUAGUGCUUUUGUUGGAUUUUUAGUUUCAAAAGUAGAAUGCCACGCGGUAUAAUAAAGAUAAGCUUAAUUUGUUGGUAGGUUAAUAAUAGUAAAACAUCUUUAUAAUAAUUAUAAAAUGACAUUACGACGAAAUAUAGUCUUUUAAAUUUAUAAAUAUUUAAAUGUCUGACAAUUUAUUCUAUUUUCAAAGUUUGUAUGGCUCCAUCAUUACUGAAAAUGAUGAUUGUUUUCUCUAUCCAGUUAGAUAUAUAUGUAGAAAUAAAGUGUAGCCAACCUAUAGGGUUAAAACCCUUCGGUAGGUACAAUCGGUCGACUUUCCCGAUCGGUCCACUUUCACUAUUCGUCUGCAUUCCUGAUCGAUCCACUUGUCCAAAUGGUCCACUUUCCGGAUUCGUCUAUUUCCCAUUUCGUCUAUUUCACGAUCGAACCACUUUCACUAUUCGUCUACUUUCCCGAUCGGUCCACUUGUUUUACCCGAUUCGCCCAUUUCCCGUUUCGUCUACUUUCCCGAUCGGUCCACUAUAAGGAUCCAAAUAGUCCACCUUGCAAGUUAAUAAAAUUUUAUGUAAGUCAAUAAAAUUUUACGAGAAAAAAUUCAUUUUACAAAUUU
Molecule: messenger RNA, 1876 nt
Organism: Hyposmocoma kahamanoa
Lineage: Eukaryota; Metazoa; Arthropoda; Insecta; Lepidoptera; Cosmopterigidae
Product: invertebrate-type lysozyme 3-like
Exons: 4
Coding region: 86-568 (160 amino acids)
Molecular function (GO): lysozyme activity
Source: RefSeq, a predicted model, not a curated record